GACUCCCCCGCUGCCCGGCUGCUUGUUUUUCUGAGUUGAAGAGCCGCAGUGGAAGAGAUAGGAGCGGAGCCUGUCACAGCACCUAUCCUCAGCCCCCUCAUUGAAAACCAUCCAGACCUUUGUGAGAAAACAGCAUCACUUGAGGUGCUCAAUGGUAAGAGAAGAUGAAAGACUUAGAUUUAGGAGUGGAAUAUGUUAUACCCAGCCUUGGGUACAGAAAUGUUCGGGAGCCAAGCAAUCAAGAUGAGAAAACUGAAGACUUCAAAUACCAAAAAUCUCAGUAUGUGGAUUGCCAGGAUGCUUUGGAGGCUGCUGCCCGAGCAGAAGGUCUUCCUUUGGAUAUUUCUGUGCACUCCCAUUUGAAGAUGCUGGACGAGGGCCACCAUAAAGGCAAAUACCAUAUUGGGCUCAACCUCCUUAAACCCAUUCGUUUUACUUCCAAAAACCAGCACCCAGUAGACAAUGCUGGACUUUUCUCGUUCAUGACUUUCUCCUGGCUCACGCCGCUGGCCCGUUUAGCAUAUAAAAAAGGAGAGCUGUAUUUAGAAGAUAUCUGGCAGCUGUCAAAGCAUGAGUCUUCUGAUGUCAACAGCAGACGGUUGGAGAAGUUGUGGCUGGAGGAGUUAGCAGAGCGGGGUGCGGAAGAGUCAUCUCUGCGCCGUGUUGUGUGGAUGUUCUGUCGCACUAGGCUCAUUAUUUCCAUCAUGUGCCUAAUGCUCACACAGUUGGCUGGCUUCAUUGGUCCAGCGUUUGUAGUGAAAAGCCUUUUGGAAUACACACAACAAAGUUAUACAAAUCCAUCAUACAGCAUACUCCUAGUUUUUGGGCUUCUGAUGACAGAGAUUGUCCGAUCCUGGUCCUUGGCACUUACCUGGGCUUUGAAUUACCGGACGGGUGCUAGAGUGAGAGGGGCAAUACUAACCAUGGCCUUCAAGAAAAUCCUAAAGCUGAAGAAUAUAAAAGAGAAAUCCAUGGGAGAGCUGAUAAAUGUUUGCUCCACUGAUGGGCAGCGAAUGUUUGAGGCUGCAGCAGUUGGCAGCUUGCUGGCGGGAGGACCCAUUGUUGCAAUUCUAGGAAUGAUUUAUACUGUCUUCAUAUUGGGUCCAACUGGCUUUCUGGGCUCUUCAAUUUUCAUACUCUUCUACCCAGCUAUGAUGUUUGUAUCCAGACUUACUGCUUAUUUCAGACGCAAAUGUGUAUCAGUCACAGAUGAACGGGUACAAAAGAUGAAUGAAGUCCUAAAUUACAUCAAAUUUAUUAAAAUGUAUGCCUGGGUAAAGGCCUUCUCUCAAAACGUGCAGAAAAUUCGAGAGACCGAAAGGAAGAUUCUAGAGCGAGCAGGAUAUUUCCAGAGUAUUACAGUGGGAAUAGCUCCCAUUGUGGUGGUUAUUGCCAGUGUGGUGACCUUUUCUGUGCACAUGAUGCUUGGAUAUGAUCUUACUGCAGCCCAGGCAUUCACAGUUGUCACAGUCUUCAAUUCCAUGACGUUUGCCCUUAAAGUGACUCCUUUUUCCGUGAAGUCUCUGUCAGAGGCUUCAGUAUCCAUGGAGCGUUUCAAGAGUUUAUUUCUAAUGGAAGAGGUUCACAUGGUAAAGAAAAAGCCAUCCAGCCCAAACAUCAUCAUAGAGCUGAAAAAUGCCACAUUGGCAUGGGAUUCUUCCCAUGCCAGCACCCAGUGCUCACCGAAGGCUACCCCCAAAAUGAAAAAAGAGAAGAAGGGGGCUAAAGGAAAGAAAGAGAAGGACAAUUUGCAGAACGAGGGGCCACAGGCUGUUCUGGCAGAACAGAAAGGACAUCUUCUGGUGGAUAAUGAUGAGCAACCCAGCCCUGAUGAAGAAUGUAAAGACCUUCAGCUAUCAAAUGUGAGGCUGCAAAGGACUCUUUACAACAUUGAAUUGGACAUAGAGAAGGGUAAACUGAUUGGAAUAUGUGGCAGUGUAGGAAGUGGAAAAACGUCUCUUGUCGCCGCCAUUCUCGGGCAGAUGACCCUUCUGGAGGGUAGCGUUGCUGUCAAUGGCACAUUUGCAUACGUUGCUCAGCAGGCAUGGAUACUGAAUGCCUCUUUCCGGGAUAAUAUCCUAUUUGGAAAGGAUUUUGAAGAGGAAAGGUAUAAUAAUGUGUUAAGUGUUUGCUGUUUGAGACCAGACUUGGCCAUACUACCCAACAGUGACUUAACAGAGAUUGGAGAACGUGGAGCAAAUCUAAGUGGAGGUCAGAGACAGAGGAUCAGCCUUGCAAGGGCUCUGUACAGCGAUCGCAGCAUUUACAUACUUGAUGAUCCUCUCAGUGCAUUAGAUGCCCAUGUAGGCAAUCACAUCUUCAACAGCGCCAUCAGAAAACACCUCAAGUCAAAAACCAUCUUGUUUAUCACCCACCAGCUUCAGUAUCUUGUAGACUGUGAUGAAGUGAUCUAUAUGAAAGAAGGUUGCAUCACAGAAAGGGGAACACAUGAGGACCUCAUCAAACUCAAUGGAGAAUAUGCUGCAGUGUUUAAUAAUCUACAGCUGGGAGAGGCCCCUCACAUUGAGAUAAGCUUAAAAAAGAAUGUGAGCAGUUCAUUGAAAAAGCCACUGGAGAAAGGAAUUAAGGCUGGAUCUGUGAAGAAGGAAAAGGCUGUGAAAAAGGAAGAAGGUCAACUCAUGCAGCUGGAGGAGAAAAGCAAAGGAUCAGUGCCUUGGUCAGUUUAUGGCGAUUACAUCCAAGCAGCUGGAGGUCCUUUCGCCUUCCUCUUCAUAAUGACACUAUUUGUGCUUAAUGUGGGAAGUACUGCAUUUAGCAAUUGGUGGCUCAGCUACUGGAUCAAACAGGGCAGUGGGAACACGUCCGUGCUGCUGAACAACGAGACUGUAAUUAGCAUCAGUAUGAAGGACAAUCCAAACAUGCUGUACUACACUGGCAUUUAUACUCUCUCUAUGUUUGUAAUGCUCAUCCUUAAGGCUGUGCGUGGAGUUGUUUUUGUUAAGGGAACACUACGAGCCUCUUCAAAGCUUCAUGAUGAACUAUACCGCCGCAUUUUAAAGAGCCCUAUGAAAUUUUUUGACACAACUCCAACUGGACGUAUUCUAAAUAGGUUUUCUAAGGACAUGGAUGAGGUUGAUGUCCGAUUGCCCUUUCAAGCAGAAAUGUUUGUGCAGAAUGUCAUUCUUGUAUUCUUCUGUCUGGGAGUUAUUGCUGGUGUCUUCCCGUGGUUCCUGGUGGCUGUCGCACCUUUGGUCGUUCUCUUCACCAUACUGCAUGUUGUAUCCAGAGUUUUCAUCCGUGAGCUGAAGCGAUUGGAUAACAUUACACAGUCCCCUUUCCUGUCACAUAUAACAUCCAGUAUACAAGGACUGUCUACAAUCCAUGCAUAUGGCAAAGGGCAAGACUUUCUGCAUAGGUACCAGGAAUUGUUGGAUAAUAACCAGGCCCCGUUUUAUCUCUUUAACUGUGCCAUGCGCUGGUUGGCCCUACGCCUGGAUGUCAUCAGUGUGUCACUGAUUACUACUACUGGUCUCAUGAUCAUCUUGAUGCAUGGUAAAAUCUCUCCAGCAUAUGCUGGUCUUGCCAUGUCUUAUGCUGUGCAGCUUACCGGAUUGUUCCAGUUCACAGUCAGACUUGCCUCUGAAACAGAAGCUCGUUUCACCUCUGUAGAACGUAUCAGCCAUUACAUUAAGACUGUUGCACUAGAGGCCCCUGCACGGAUAAAGAACAAAGCUCCACCAGCAGACUGGCCUCAGGCGGGGGAGAUCGCCUUUGAAAGUGCUGAAAUGAGAUACAGAGAGAACCUGCCCCUGGUUUUGAAGAAGGUGUCAUUCACUAUCAAACCUAAAGAAAAGAUUGGAAUUGUGGGAAGGACAGGAUCAGGAAAAACAUCUCUAGGAAUGGCAUUGUUCCGCUUAGUGGAACUCUCUGGCGGAUGCAUAAAGAUUGAUGGUGUAAAAAUUAGUGAUAUUGGGCUGGCAGACCUUAGGAGCAAACUUUCCAUCAUUCCUCAAGAGCCAGUCCUGUUCAGUGGCACUGUCCGAUCCAAUCUAGAUCCUUUCAACCAGUUCAGUGAAGAGCAGAUCUGGGAUUCACUGGAGAGGACACACAUGAAGGAAUGUGUUUCACAGCUACCUCUGAAACUAGAAACAGAAGUCAUGGAAAAUGGUGAAAACUUUUCAUUAGGAGAACGUCAGCUACUUUGUAUUGCUAGAGUUCUGCUGCGCCGGUGUAAGAUUCUGAUCCUGGAUGAAGCCACAGCUGCUAUGGAUAGUGAGACUGACCUCCUAAUACAGGAAACCAUAAGAGAGGCCUUUAAAGACUGUACAAUGAUUACUAUUGCCCACAGACUCCACACUGUACUAGGCUCUGAUCGUAUUAUGGUGCUUACACAGGGACAGGUGAUGGAAUAUGACACACCCUCUGCAUUAUUAUCUAACGAGAACACCAGGUUUUACUCCAUGUUUGCUGCAGUGGAAAACAAAGUUACUGUGAAGGGCUAAAUACUAGCGUCCCAGUUUUUCCCCACCCUGUGGGGCUGUGCGCUGCUUCUCAUUCCCUGCCUGUGGCAGGCACACUUCCUACUAUCUCUCAUUAUUUUCUUUACUGACAAUAUGGUAUAUUUUGCCUUUUUUCUUUUUUUCCCAUUUUCAUAUUUUGUUUUUAGUAAAACUUAUUUUUUUCUUUUUUUUUUCUUUUUAGCACAAUCCAAUUUCAGGACUGAUUUAGGUAUUUUUUUUAACUGUUUGAGAGACUAUUCAUGUUCUAUUGUAUUUAUUCCUAUUACUAAAGGUAAAAAAUAUAUGCGUUUUCGUUACGAAAUGCACUGAAAAAAAAAUUAAAUAAAUACAAUGGUUCAGGCAACCAUAGUUCUGUAUGUAGCUGGCUUAGAAUGAAGCUUUCUACAUGCAACUGUAUAUAGCCUAUAUUUACUGUGAAGAUGUAAGCUGGUUUAUUUUAUAUUAAAAUGAGCACUGGGUUAA
Messenger RNA from Pelobates fuscus (common spadefoot toad), 4943 nucleotides. RefSeq names its product ATP binding cassette subfamily C member 5 (gene ABCC5). The coding region runs from base 165 to 4463 and encodes 1432 amino acids. NCBI's taxonomy places the organism in Eukaryota, Metazoa, Chordata, Amphibia, Anura, Pelobatidae. Gene Ontology annotation, cellular component: membrane. The transcript is spliced from 30 exons. Gene Ontology annotation, molecular function: ABC-type transporter activity; ATP hydrolysis activity; ATP binding. Gene Ontology annotation, biological process: transmembrane transport. The record is from RefSeq and is a predicted model, not a curated record.